Dothidotthia symphoricarpi CBS 119687 is the source of this 2010-nucleotide messenger RNA. Its product is annotated as sulfate permease. The record is from RefSeq and is a predicted model, not a curated record. Gene Ontology annotation, molecular function: sulfate transmembrane transporter activity. Gene Ontology annotation, cellular component: membrane. NCBI's taxonomy places the organism in Eukaryota, Fungi, Ascomycota, Dothideomycetes, Pleosporales, Dothidotthiaceae. Bases 1 to 2010 code for a protein of 669 amino acids. The transcript has 3 exons. Gene Ontology annotation, biological process: transmembrane transport.
AUGGAUUACUUCAAGUCCGCUUCCAAACGCACCCGGCAUGCCCUAAGCACUGACACCACUCUCAAUCGCACAGCACGUUAUAGCCGUACUGCUGUUCGUGCAUUCCCCUCUGCUGCCGGCCAAUACCUAGUUGAGAGAGUACCCGUCGUGCACUGGCUUCCAAAAUACAACCCGCGAUGGCUGCUUAACGACGUGCUCGCCGGUGUCACCGUCGGCGUGCUACUCAUUCCUCAGUCGUUGGCAUAUGCAAAGAUUGCAACCAUUCCCGGCGAGUAUGGACUCAUGUCCAGUUGGCUUCCCAAUUUCCUCGUUUUCAUGAUGGGGACGUCCAAAGAUCUUUCCACUGGGCCUACAUCGCUCAUGGGUCUCCUGACGGCUGAGAUCAUUCGCGAUAUCUCCUCUGAAGGGUACUCGCCACAAGUCAUCGCAUCUGCUGUUGCCAUGUCUGUCGGAAUAUACGCUUUGACUAUUGGCAUGCUCAAGCUCGGCUUCUUGUUGGAGUUCAUCUCUAUCCCUGUCUUGAAUGGCUUCAUUUCCGCCGCCGGUAUUGUCAUUAUGCUUGGACAAAUCCCUUCGCUAUUCGGCAUAACUGUCAGAACAGGUACAGCGAACAUCAUCCACGAUAUCUUCGCUAUGAUCCCACAAUACGACGGGCCAACCGUUGGUAUCGGGCUAGGUGGUCUCGUGCUUCUCGUCGCAAUGCAAAAAAUGGGUCAACGAUGGGGCAAGACGAACAAAGCCAUCUGGCUCCUUGCCUUGGGUCGAAGCGCUUUAGUCCUGAUCCUCUUCACAGGCAUCUCCUACGGCGUGAACAAGGACAGAGCCUCAGACCCCGUCUGGGCACUUAGCAAAGUGAAGUCCAACGGCAUCAACGCACCCCGCAUGCCGUCAGGAACCCUCAUCCAAAAGGUCUUUGCCCGCUCGGUCGCGCCCUUCAUCGCUGCUGCCAUCGAGCACCUUGCCAUUGCCAAAGCCUUUGGUCGCAAGAACGACUACAUCGUCGAUCCCGCGCAGGAACUCGUCUACCUCGGCUUCACAAACUUCUUCAACUCCUUCUUCUCUUCCAUGCCUGUCGGCGGCGCCAUGUCCCGCACAGCUGUCAACUCCGACUCAGGCGUCAAGUCUCCCGCAUACGGUCUGAUCGCCGGCGGUGUCGUCAUCCUAUCCAUCUUCAAGCUUAGCCCAGCACUGUACUGGAUCCCCAAGGCCACACUCGCAGCCAUCAUCGUCACAGCCGUGUGGCACGUCGUCGUGCCCCCCAAGGUCUUCUACGGCUACUGGAAGACAUCCCUCGUCGACUUCAUCACCGCCAUGCUCGCCUUCUGGCUCACCCUCUUCGUCAGCAGCGAAGUCGGCAUCGGCGCCGCCGUCGGCUUCAACAUCGUCUACCACCUCCUCUUCAUGGCCUUCCACCGCGUCCACCGCAUCACCCGCCUACCCCCCACCUCAAACCCCCACUCCGAACCCCUCCACAUCCCCAUCGACACACAAGUCUUCGCCAUCAACCAACCCAUCCUCUUCUUCAACGCCUUCCACAUCAAAAACCAAUGCCUCGACGCUGUCCAAACUUACAACUCCGGCACCCCCGUCACCACCGCCCAGCUCAACGACCGCACAUGGAGCGUCGCCGGCGCACGUCGCGCUAUCCGCCUCCGCAGGAAAGCUGACAUCGAACACGAACCCGUACAGAUCCGCACCGUCGUCCUCGACCUCAGCAAAGUCUACAACGUCGACGCCACGGGCUUGACGGCGCUGCAGGACUUUGUCGUCGACGUGCAGCGCUUCGCGGGUAAGGGCGCCGAGGUGCGGUUCGUCGGGCUGAAUCCCCGGGUUAGGGACAGGUUUGCGCGCUUUGGGUGGAGUGUUGUCGACUUUGGGUAUGAGGUGGAGGAGAAGGGGAGUGUGGUUUAUGCGAGUGUGGAGGAUGCGGUUGUGACGAGGAGGCGCGCGGGGUCGGAUUCCGAGGAGGAGGUUUCGGAGGUGUUGGUUGUGGAUAACGAGAAGGUUUAG